Eruca vesicaria subsp. sativa (arugula) is the source of this 1672-nucleotide messenger RNA. The record is from the annotation of a GenBank genome assembly. NCBI's taxonomy places the organism in Eukaryota, Viridiplantae, Streptophyta, Magnoliopsida, Brassicales, Brassicaceae.
GCAAGACCAGAUAAGUUGAAGAGAUUCCCAACCGUUAUUUUAUCACGUAAAAACAGAUAGAGAGAGAGAAUCAAAUAAACAAUGACGACUGUGAAAUUCUCUCUUUCUCUUGUUUCACCAUCACAGCCACCUUCCUCCUCUUCAAUUCAGUCAAAGCUAUAAGCUGCAUCUUUCCUCCCCAAUGCAGAAAAGGCUAAGAAGUCGCGGUUCAUGGGUCUGAGAUCCAAUCUGAUGAUAAUGGCCAGAGGAUCUCGCUCCAGAGGAGUCACUUGCUCUAUUUCAUCUUCUCCGGAGAGUCUUCCUUAUGCUCUUCUAUUUGAUUGCGAUGGCGUUCCUGUUGAUACGAAGAAGGACGGUCACAGGAACUCCUUCAACAACACUUUCAAAGAUAUAGAUUUAGAUGUUACUUGGGACGUCAAUUUGUAUGGAGAGCUACUGAAAAUAAGUGGCGGGAAAGAAAGAAUAAACGCGUAUUUUAAGAAGGUAGGUUGGCCAGAGAAAGCUCCCAAGAAUGAAGCAGAGAGGAAAGCGUUCAUAGCUGGGCUUCACAAGCAGAAGACUGAGCUUUUCAUGGUUCUCCUCAAGAAAAAAAUUCUUCCCUUUCAACCCGGUGUUGCCAAGUUGGUUGAUCAAGCUUUAACGAAUGGAGUAAAAGUUCCCGUGUGCAGCACUUCAAAGGAGAAGGUGGUAUGGUCAAUCAGAUACACAGCGGAUGAAGAUUUCCUUAUUUAAACUACAACUCUCAACAUUGGUGUGUAUAGUGAAAAGACAUUUACUGUAAACUCGUUUUACACAUUAUCUAUCUUGAUAUUUCCAUCAGCAGAUGCAAGACUGGAUUGAGAUCUUGUCUCAUGCAAUAUGUUUCAGUUUCAACUUCUCAAGAGGUUAUGCACAAGAAAAAACAAAACCACUAUAGUCUAAGGAGAUGUCACACGCAUGUGUUGAAUGGUAAUGAUACGACCUCAUUGAUCUUUUUUCUCUACAGAAGUCUCAACGGUCACUUCUGCUUCUUUUUCUUCCUUACCAUCCGAAUCCAUAAGCUUCUCCUGUAUCUUCGUUACACCCUUCUCAACCGGUCCCAUCGCUUGGUUUAUCGUAAGAACCACAUCCUUUACAACAUGUUGUCCACCGUCCAUAACUAUGUCUUGCACACUCUCCUUAAUACUUGUCCCAGAUGCUUCAACAUGAGUCUCCUUCUUCUCAACAACACCGCCACUUUCGUCUAGCUUAACUUCCGUCUUCAUCCUCGUGAUUUUACCGCACUCUGAUACCGGGAUAUAGUGGUAAGGCUCAACUGGGAAUACAAAGAUAUGCGCCACGGCUGCAAUAGCCAUCUCGAUGCAAAUGAGAAAAUCUUGCAGUGCGUUCUGGAACCUUCCUUCUUUUGGAAGCACGCCGUAGUAACAAAGCAAGGCGAUACCGAACCCUUGCCACCAAGUAGCAAAGACGAUAGCCUUGAAGCUGAUGAACUUGGCCAAGGGUUUGAUUUCUUUAAGACGUUCAUGAGUCACGUUGUAGAACUGCACUAGGCAGAACAGAGCCCACAUCUGGCUGAAGUUUAGCACCACCGCUAUGUAUGGAUAUCUACAUAAAAAACAAAAGAUUCAUCACUAGUUUUAUUUGCAGACACAUGAUAUAACAUGUUUUGUUCAGUUUACUUGGUGCAUACCCG